Molecule: messenger RNA, 804 nt
Organism: Coccinella septempunctata (seven-spotted ladybird)
Lineage: Eukaryota; Metazoa; Arthropoda; Insecta; Coleoptera; Coccinellidae
Product: alpha-tocopherol transfer protein-like
Exons: 4
Coding region: 135-785 (216 amino acids)
Cellular component (GO): membrane
Molecular function (GO): phosphatidylinositol bisphosphate binding
Source: RefSeq, a predicted model, not a curated record
UAAAUAUCAGCCUCAAUCGUUUUCUCUGCACUGUAAAAGUAAACAUAAUGUUACUAUCGCUCUGAAAUUAUUGUGAAAUUGGGCGGAUGCGCUUUAAAUUAUAAAACCCGCAAAAAUAUUUUAAAUUGGUCAAGAUGGACAAAUACGCAAACUUCUCUGAGGAAUAUAAAAAAGAUGACGAAUUGAAGAGGGAAGAUGUGGAAAAUUUGAGGAACUGGGUGGAUAAACAACCCCAUCUACCUAAAAUCAGUGAACUCCAGGGCGUACUUUUUCUCCAGAGCUGCUAUUACAGCGUCGAACAAGCCAAAAGAGCCAUCGAAAUAUUCUUCACGAUGCGGACAAUGUUCAAGGAACUCUUCAAAAACGGAGACGUCAACGACCCCGCUAUACAAACUGCUCUAAGUGUAGCCAUAAUCUACAUCCUGCCCAGAUGCGACCCAAACGGCCACAAAAUAGUUUUCAUGAGACUCUUAGACACCAACAUAGAAAAAUACACGUUCGUCGAUCACCUGAGGAUGUUCGACAUGAUGAUGACCCUACACAUGCACCUCGAGGGAACGAACCAAGGGGUCAACUUGGUCUUCGACCUUCAAGGAGUCUCAUUCUCUCACCUCCUAAGGCUCAGCCCAGUUUUCGCCCACAAAUACGUAUAUUACCUCCAGGAGGCCUUACCGAUACGUUUAAAGCGUAUAUACCUGACGAAUUCACCAUCGUGGAUAGAUAAGGGUCUAGCCUUCUUCAAGCCCUUCCUCAAAAAGGAGCUAUACGACUCGGUAACUCGAUAAAAUCGAACGGUUCAUUUGA